CGCCCAUCCUGAUGCUCGCGCAGGGCCGUCAACCGCCGCUGCCAGCGCGCCACAUUCAACCGUCGCCGCUCCGGCCGGAUGUGGGGCGAGCGAUCCGAGCCACAGAGAUUGGGACAAAAUAUAUUUGCACAGGAUCAUGAUUGCAGAAUGACCAGUGACUGCAGUAAAACAUCUAUUCUCCAAGAUGUAGUGGCAUUUGUGAACGUGUGGUCUUCAAACAGGACUGAAAACUAUUCAAAAUCGUUUGAAGAAGACUUGGUUGACAUGGGUGCCAGGGUUUUAAAGUUCUUCAAUAAACAUGUGACCCAUGUGGUAUUCAAGGAUGGACAUGAAAGCGUGUGGAAGAAGGCCCAGAAAACUGGUGUGAAAUUAGUGUCCGUACUUUGGGUGGAAAGGUGUUUGACGACGCACACCCAUGUUGACGAAUCCUUAUUUCCUGCAAUCAAUGAAAGUAAACAUUCACCUAAAAGUAAGAGGACACAUAGAUGCAUGAAACCCAAGGACUUCAUAGAAAAGACGCCAACAAAUAACAAAAGGCUGAAGAAAAAAUUAGAUCAAAUGAUUCGGGAGCUAGAUUUGAAAAGAACUGUUGGAGCUGAUCUGAAUUUGCUCUCACUUGAAGAAGAAGCUGUAGGUCUUUAUAGCAGCAAUGUUGAAUUGGUUCCUUUCAAUCAUUUCUGUGGAAUGGAAAAGAGAUUGAAAGAAAUGAAAGAAAAAAGGGAAAACCCUUCCCCUACCGCUUCUCAAAUGUCUCAGUUGACAUCAGCUUCUGCCCUCUCUCCUUGCCAACCGGACCUUGGAGAAUCUCCAUCAUCAUUUGCAAAGGCAUUGUUUGCAGAUGAAUACGAAAUUGAUUCUGGAGGUGCAUCUUCCGGAGGUGCAUCAAUAAAUAAAACCUUGAGCAAAUAUGCUCACGAAAGCAAGGACCCACUUUCAGCAGAAGCUCAUGAAGGGCAAACAGGUCACCAUUCCAGCCAAGAGUUUUUUACACGCGGAAUGCAUUUGGUGAAAUCAUCACAGGUUGAAAACGGCAAAACUUUACCGCGACGAAAUAAAAUGAAAUCUCCGUUUCCGAAGAGGCAGAGUGCCAAAGCUGUACUCCAUUGUGUUGAAGAGUCAGUCGGCUCAUGGAGUAAGAAAGCGAUCCAAAGUUAUUCUGAGGGAAGUGUGGAAGCUUUGAACAGUGCAGCAGCAGACCUAAGACUUUGUAAUGCGCAAAGCAACAAGAUCGUACAGUUACCUCUCCCAGUGAAGUCAGCAGCCUCCGAAAAGGAUCACAAUCUCACGCAAACCGAUUUUUCAUCUAAUGAAUGUUACAAAAAUUAUGUUUCACCUCUGAUAUCAAAUAUUUCUACAAGAACUAAGAAUCAAUUGAGCUUAAAGAAAAAUAAAAAGUUAUGGCAGGACGAUUUUAUGUGUUUUAAAUCACCGAGAAAUAAUCCAUUGGAAGCGUGCGACUGCUCUGACAAAAAUGACGCGUGCCCCAUCAAAGAGGACCUGCUGGCGUACGAGGACUUCUUUUCUCCAGUUAACCUGAAUUGCAAAAAUAAUCCAAGAUGUACAUUGGGCAUGCUUCCACCGAAAUCGCCGAGUCUUCCCGAUAUUUUUGGGAGUGGUAAGCAGAAGAGAAAAUUGCAAGAAAUGAAUCCACAAACUUCUGCAGAUAGAACUAAAAAGACAAGAAGUGCGACAAAUGUCAGUGUUGAAGAGCAAUCUGAUGCUCGUUUUUAUGGCCAACAUGUGAAUGCAGCUGCACUGACUGGUGAAAAUGUUGCUCUUCAGCCAGAUGCCGCUAAAGCUCAAAAGAAAAGGAAAUCUCACGUAAAAAACCCAUUUCAAUAUUUUUUUGACGAAUCGGGGGCACUGACAAACGACGUGCCUGAGAGAAAAGAGCCAGGCCAACAUCAUGAGAUGAAAAGGCUGGAUUUGCUUCUGAAACACAACAGUGACUUAAAACCACCAACAUUACGCCAUGAAACCCAAGCCUUUUCUGUGAUUUCCUUGCGACCCUGCGAUGAGACGAAAGCGAACGAGAAAGACGUGCAGUGCCUUCAAGAGGACAAUUUGGCCAAGGACAUCUUAAAAUUGCAAAGCAUUGACAGUGAUUUGGAUGGCAACCCUCAUAGUGGACCCAACCAAAGCAGUCCCUCAAGAUUGAGGAUGAAUUGUUUCCAUGAAGAGAAAAACAAAUUAAUUGAAGGAGCAAAUACAACCAAAAAUUGCAUAAGGAAGAAUGUGAAGCCAACAAGAACUCUUGUCAUGACAAGCAUGCCUUCUGAGAAUCAGAGCAUUAUAAUUCAAAUAGUGAAACGGUUUGGUGGCUUUCAGUUCUCGGACAACGUAUGUGAAACAACAACCCAUGUCGUAGCAGGGCAUACCCGACGCACAUUGAAUGUCUUGUUUGGAAUCGCCAGAGGCUGCUGGAUUUUGUCCUUCAACUGGAUUCUUUGGUCUUUGGAGCAAGGAUGUUGGGCUCCUGAAGAAUCAUUUGAACUAUCAACUCAGUUUCCUGCAGCUACUAUCUGCAGAUUUGAGAGGCAGUCAACAAAAGAACCCUACCUGCAGGAUUUAUUUGUGAAUCAGCCAUUGAUCUUCAUUUCACCUCAAAGCAAGCCACCUGCUCCGGCACUAGAGAAGCUUGUGCUGUUAUGUGGGGGACAGGUGUGCAAGACGCUCCGGAGAACUGGAAUUUGUAUCGGACAGUACAAGGGAAGGAGGCCUGCGGGGAACCAACACUUGUCUGAAAACUGGAUCCUGGAUAGCAUUACUAAACAUGAAGUCUGCUCCCCUGACAACUACACUCUGGAAUAGAUGAAAGCUACAUCUGAAGAUGUCUCUACCUUCCCUUGCAGGGUAUAUUUGCUUUUGUACAAAAGCUGGUUUGUAAGUAAAUUGUAUCUCUGAAAAAUGAUGACUUCCAGGUUUUAUAAAAUUAAUCAAUUUUUUAAUAAAUUUGUUAAAAGUUU
Molecule: messenger RNA, 2966 nt
Organism: Amblyraja radiata (thorny skate)
Lineage: Eukaryota; Metazoa; Chordata; Chondrichthyes; Rajiformes; Rajidae
Gene: mcph1
Product: microcephalin 1
Exons: 16
Coding region: 79-2811 (910 amino acids)
Biological process (GO): mitotic cell cycle
Source: RefSeq, a predicted model, not a curated record